Molecule: messenger RNA, 2672 nt
Organism: Alosa sapidissima (American shad)
Lineage: Eukaryota; Metazoa; Chordata; Actinopteri; Clupeiformes; Clupeidae
Product: maternal B9.15 protein
Exons: 5
Coding region: 222-1118 (298 amino acids)
Biological process (GO): negative regulation of cell population proliferation; negative regulation of mitotic cell cycle
Cellular component (GO): nucleus; cytoplasm
Source: RefSeq, a predicted model, not a curated record
UCAUUGACGGUCAUGCAACGACUCGCCAAUACCAACGCAAAAAAGCAGAACGUGGACCACUUUGACUGUACCACUGAACAAGGAAGCAACAUGCGCUUAUAGACACAAAUAAUUUGGUUAGCAAUAGUGAAGUGAAAUUGUCAGCGACUAUUGUCAAUACUAGCCUAGUCUAUUUGUGGACUCUGUUAAGUCACCUGGGGUAGCUUACUAUUGUUAAGGAAAUGAAGAGGGAGGUGAAUGCAGCGGCAAACUUCCUGAAGCGGCUCGCUUUAGAGCGAGGCCGAGUGGACGAAGCGAAAGCCGAGCACUUCAGCGAGAAACUCCAAAAACUACUGUGCGAGAAAUACGCCGAACACUGGUACCCGGAGAACCCGAGCAAAGGCCAGGCCUACAGGUGCAUCAGGAUAAAUGCGGCAGCGCCCUGUGACGACUGCAUUGUGCGGGCCUGUGAGGACAGCGAGCUCCUACCGUCCCAGUUGCGCCUGCCCCGCGAGAUCACACUCUGGAUCGACCCCCUGGAGGUGUGCGUACGGUCUGGAGAGAACUGCCGAUAUUUCACUGUGGCCAGUUUCAACAAGAGUGAGGAGGAGGAGCAUGUGGAUAAGAGUGACCAAGAUGGCAGCGUGUCCCCCUCGGACCUCGCAAACCUGGAAACCUCAGAUUACCACUCGGCCAGCUCGUCCGACUGCGGGUCAGAGGCCUCCAGCGACGCCGAGGAAGAAGUGAGAGAUGGAGAGUUGGAGGGAAAGAAAGAGAAGGAGAAGAAGGAGAAAGCUGAGGAGAAGCCGUUUACUAUCACUAUGAGGCCCAGGACACGAGGACCACGCAAGGGCCCAAAAUCUCAGCAACAGCAGCACCAGCAGCACCCGCAGAAGCACCCGCAGAAGCACCAGCACCCGCAGCAGCAGCAGCAGAAGCAGCAAAUCCUAGGGCCGCAGUAUUUCUACCACCCAGCUCCCAUGUGGCCUCAGUAUAAAAAGAAGGGUCCUGUCUUCCUGACCACGGUGUGUGGGCCCCCACCGCCCCCCAUGGUAGGCUACUACCUGCUGCCCAAGCCCCCGCCCCAGUUCAUCGUGCCCCAUGCCACCCUUCAACCGUGGGGUGCAGUGAAGGGAUAAACACCCCCCAGGACCACCAGUCUUGCCACUCAGGACUGGUAUUUUCUUAAUUUCUUUUAUAUGAAUUCCACUGUAUAGUUGUUUUGAAAUGAAAUGAGUCAUAGUCAUAUCUGUUUUUGGGUCAACACAAUGCCUGUUUUUUUUUUUAGAAAAAAAGAAAAGAAAAAUGUCUUUAACCAAACACAAUAGCUUUUAAUAUGACGAUAUUUAUUUUUACACAUUUUAUUUCUUACCUUACACCUUUGGACUUGACUGAGGUUUGAUGGCCAGUUGGCAAAUUUCACACAUUUCAAAAUAGAUUCACGUUACGCAAUGUUUGUAUAAACCCCAUUGAUAUUUCCGUCGGAGAGGGCGACAUGACCGUAUAAAUGACCUCCAAUCUUGUUACCACAGACACUUACAGGUCACACAAGGGGCAAAUGUAUCAUGAAUUUCUUCAUUUUAAUGAAAGUUCAAUAUGUUAUGUGCCCUAUCCCAGAAUGGUGGAGAUUAUUAGGGAUGCGAUGAUAGGCAUCCAGUCUAUAUAUAGUGAAAAACAACAUUAUCUAUUCUAUGCAACCAAACAAGGAAUGUAGCUUGUUCUGUAGGGCUAUCCUUUAAACUAAAAAUCCUCUCUUAGUAGAAUCUGACAUUUGCAGUUGCAUACAGACCAAAGUAGAAUGGAUAAAUCGUGUCAGAGCGCCCCCCAGUGUCCUUUAUGAGUAGUACUAGAAACUGGGGGAAUGAUGGAACCUCGCCUUUUAGUGUUCCAAAGAAAAGUCUUUGCACUGGGUCUAGCAGAGGUCUAGGUCUAGCAGAGGUCUCGGGGAUACUCAGCAGUGCCAUAAGGGCAUUUUCCCCUCUACAAAAAUGUUCCCUCUUCAUUUGGAGUAUUUUUCCUCUAUAUGUAAGACAAAUUAACAUGCCUCUGCUUCAAUGCUUUAUGCAAAGGAUACAUUGGAUGUAAUGCAACAUGAAUACACCCUCGCGAGCACACAUGCAUGCAUGCGCACACACACACACACACACACACACACACGCACGCACAAUCUUUGUUUUUCUACUAUUAAAAAAAAUGUGAUUCCUGUCAAUGUGAUUACCUGCUGUCAGGAGAAUUAUCACUGUGAUUUAUAUUCAGAAUCUCUGUGGUCCAGGGCAUAAUUAACCAAUAUGCGCAAAACAACAACUGUAAAUAGGGAUGCUCGAUUAUUCUACAUGGCCUGUCUGAAAUUGAAUACGUACUGUGUCAUAGGCAUGCUUGGGUUUUUUUGUUUGUAUUUAAUCUAAUCUCGGUGGUGCUAUACACAGCUCAAAGCUAUCCUGCCUAAUCUAUUUAUGGCUCUUUUUUUAAUACAAAUGCAUGUGUCUUUGUUUGUUUUCCAAGUCACAAAAAGCUUUGUACAGUCUAUGUAACUGCUCGUAUUUCUCAUUGAGAAAUUGCAAAUCCCUUCAGAUCAGGGAUUUUUUUUGUAAUUUUCCUUGUAGGUUUUGUAAUACAGUCAGUGCUCGUGUUUGGAGCUGUGGCUUUCAUUAUGUUUCCUACAAACCCCUUCAUAAUGGAUCAUUUCAAGCGGG